AUGUUCAAAUUCUUCGACUCGUUCAUGUUCAAUUUCGAGCUGACCCGGCUCCUCGGCAGCACGCCGGCCGGCGGCUGCGAUGCCUGCGAAUUCCUGACCGCCGUGGGCAAGAUCAAGAAGCACGAUCCCGAGUCGUGGCACGACGCCUGGAAAGAACAGGGAGAGCGGGCCGAGGCGAUCGCCGAGGAGGCCGCGAGGGAUGGCCUGAAGCCGCUGGCAAAGAACGCAUACCUUCGCGCGGCCAACUAUUUCCGGGCCGCGUCGUACCUGUUCUUCAAUGACGAUCCGAGGGUCGUGCCCUUGUCCGAGAGGUCGGUCGCGGCCUUCGUGCGCGCAACGUCUUUCAUGGACGGCGCGGUCCUGUUGGUGGAAAUCCCGUACGAAAAUGGCUUUAGCAUGCCCGGCUACUUGUAUCUCCCUCCCCAGAAUGCACGACUGCCCGGCAAGAUACCGCUCCUGUUGUACUUUGGCGGAGCCGAUUCGACAAAGGAGGAGCUGCACUUCCUGUUCGGCCACUCGGGGCCGCAGGUGGGCUACGCCGUCCUCUGCCUGGAGGGCCCCGGCCAGGGCCUGCUGCUGAAGAAGUCGGGAGUCCCUCUGCGGCCUGAAUUUGAGGUCGUUGCGGACAAGGUGCUGGCCUUUGUCGAGAAUUGGUCUCGAUCGUCAGAGCUGCAGCUGGAUCUGGACAGGAUCGCCGUGGCGGGCGCAGCCACCGGGGGAUACUUUGCCCUCCGCGCCGCCACUGACGCCCGCGUCAAGGCAUGCGUGUCCAUCGACCCGUUCUUCAGCAUGUAUGAGCUGGCCAUGACCCGCCUCCCCCAGUUCUACGUCAGCCUGUGGGAGAGGGGCUGGAUCACCGACGGCUUCUUCAACUGGUCCUCGGGUCUGGCGGGCAGGACAGACUUCCUGACUCGAUGGGAGUUGGCCCUGGGCACCAGCAGCACGGGCGUUGAGACGUUUUCUGCCAUGCUGCGACGCUUCAAGGACUUCUCCCUGGACACAAAGAAGGACGGGAAGGUCUUGGACAGGAUCACCUGCCCCGUGUUUCUCACGGGUCCCGGUGCCGGUCGCGAGAUGUACUCUUCGGCAGAGGCUGGGGCGCUCAAGAUCCACAAGUUGCUCACCAUGGUGCCGGAGAGCAACAAGGAACUCUGGGUCCCGACGGAGGAAGCAGACGGCGGGUUAACAGCCAAGAUUGGAGCCUGGCCCCUGUUGGCGCAGAAGAGCUUCCAAUUUCUAGACAAGCAUUUUAGCAUUGAUCGGAAGAAACCUAUAUUUGUUCUUGAAAAGCAAAGAUAG
Hyaloscypha bicolor E is the source of this 1299-nucleotide messenger RNA. RefSeq names its product alpha/beta-hydrolase. Lineage: Eukaryota; Fungi; Ascomycota; Leotiomycetes; Helotiales; Hyaloscyphaceae. The transcript has 2 exons. Bases 1 to 1299 code for a protein of 432 amino acids. The record is from RefSeq and is a predicted model, not a curated record.